This is a messenger RNA of Geodia barretti, 1168 nucleotides long. The record is from the annotation of a GenBank genome assembly. Lineage: Eukaryota; Metazoa; Porifera; Demospongiae; Tetractinellida; Geodiidae.
GUUCCCCAAAGGAACGAUUGUGCGAAGUUUUAGACGUCCGUCUAAAACAGCUACCUCCUCUCACAUGGAAUGAUAUCGAUAAAGCACUUAGAUCAAAAACGAUAGGUGAACAAAAACUCGCGAAUGAAAUUCUGGGAGAAAGUGUUGAUAAAAACAAGCCAAGAAAAAGGAAGCAAGAUCUUCCGAGCGAUAAAGAUAAGAAAAUCCGAAAGUUAGAAGUUAUUGAGAAGUUGUCUUUAUAGUAAAAGGAUAUGAAGAAGAGCCGCAAUUAGAUAUGGAGAGAGAAAAAGGCUCUCCGAGAAAUGAAGAUCCCACUACAUUAAUGAUGGAUGAAUCAUCCUAUGAAGAGCUAACAACUGUUUUCAAAAGCUUUUUUGGAAAGCUAUGCUUAGAAAUUGUUGACCCAGUACACAUUGCCGCUCUGAUGCUGAAGAAGAAGCUUAUAUCUGAUUCAAUAAUCCAAGAUAUGCUGCAAUGUUCUGAAUCCCAAGUAGCUAAGACAGUUGCUUUAAUGCUUGGUUUACUUAGGAAAGUACAGUCACACCCGGAGUGUAUUGUUGUUUUUAUUGAAGUGUUAUCAGAAUGCAGAGGCAUGCAGAUUAUUUGCUAUGAAAUGCUGAGAGAAGCAGGAAUAGUGUGUCCCAGUGUAAUCCUGAAAGGUCAACUCUAUACCAAAGUAAGCACAAACGAAAUUAUUCAAGUAGCAUCCAAUAAAUCAGAAGUUUCACCAACACAAGCUACAUCUGUAAGUUCACACUGUGAUAUUAUGUCAAAACACAAUUUGUCUCCAGUUCUACAAAAAUAUAAAGAUUAUUUAUCAUCGUAUUACAAAGCUAGAGGUCUUGCUGCUGCUGACAAGUACCUCCCUGCUUUGAAAAUUCCCUACAUUAAUCUUGCUAUUGUCACAAGUGAAUCCUAUAAUCCGCAACAGAGGGAUGAGUUUACUGAACAAACACUACAGGGAGGGGUUGACCAAAUUCUUUACAUUAAACAACCAGUUGUUAUUGAGGAUUUAAUGAAACCAGUGAAAAGAAAACCUGUUAAAUUUGUUUUAGUAGAAGGUGCACCUGGAAUUGGUAAAAGCGCCUUUGCUUGGGAGAUGUGUAGGAAGUGGGAAAAUAUUCAUAGCCUACGAGCUUAUCAGUUGGUCGUGCUCCUGAAGUUACGG